Radiomyces spectabilis is the source of this 897-nucleotide messenger RNA. Its product is annotated as SMAD/FHA domain-containing protein. The transcript has 7 exons. The coding region runs from base 1 to 897 and encodes 298 amino acids. Gene Ontology annotation, molecular function: mRNA binding; protein binding. The record is from RefSeq and is a predicted model, not a curated record. Lineage: Eukaryota; Fungi; Mucoromycota; Mucoromycetes; Mucorales; Radiomycetaceae.
AUGGCAGACGAUUCUGAAUUUGCUGCUCCUCCUCCACCUCCACCCAAGCGUUCUGCUUCAGAUGUUCCGCAACCACCUCCUUUGAAAUAUACCAAACCUUCGUGGGCCGGCGUCGCUGCUUACAGCUACACUUUGGAAGUACUCAAAGGCGGGGUCAGUAUCGACAAGAUUCAAGGACCCAAGAAAGACGUCAUUACCAUUGGCCGACUUCCUCUAUGUGACGUACAAAUGGAGCAUCCUUCCAUUUCACGAUAUCACGCGGUUCUACAGUUUAACGAGGACAGUGAUGCUUAUAUUUACGAUCUGGAAAGUGCCCACGGUACCAAACUGAACAAGAAGCACAUUCCCCCGCGCGUACACACCCUGAUACGACCGGGCGACCAAUUACAAUUCGGCGAAAGUACACGCAUCUUUGUAUAUGAGACAACCAAACCAGUUUCUGAAGAAGAUCUUGAAAGAGAGGAUCGGAUAGCACUGCGCCAUCGUUCUCGAGCCGCAGAUGUCGAGCAUGUAAACGAAGAUGACGAGGAUCAGGGGAUUUCAUGGGGUUUCCAAGAGGAUGCCGUGGAAGAAGAUGAAGAAGACGAGGAAGAUGAAGAAAAUGAGGCAAGCAGUAAGAGGAAAGGAGCACCAUCCGGUGAUGCAGCCCUUUUGACGGCUGAAACGCAUGACGAUCUUGUGAUCCGCAAAAACGCGACUGAAAAGGCCAUGAAAGAAUUGCAGGAGAAAAUCGACCAGCGAAAAGUCAGAGACGCCGAAGGAGCAAAGAGUAAAGAGGAUGAAGAACAAGAUCUGGAUGACUACAUGAAAUCACUAAGUAAAGCACCCCAGAAAGAGGCUUCUUUGUUUAGUAUGCAGAAGGAGCUUCAACAAUUACAAAAGGUAACAAGAUUGUGA